AUGAGAGGGACAAACAAAUCAGUGUCUGAGUUCCUCCUCCUGGGACUGUCCAGGCAGCCCCAGCAUCAGUGGCUCCUCUUCAUGAUAUUCCUGAGCAUAUACCUGGCCACCAUCCUGGGAAACCUGCUCAUCAUCCUGGCCAUCAGCACAGAUGUCCAUCUGCAUACCUCCAUGUACUUCUUCCUCAGCAACCUGUCCUUUGUGGACAUCUGCUUCUCCUCCACCACCAUCCCCAGGAUGCUGGCCAAUCAUGUACUUGGGAGUCACACCAUCUCCUUCCCUGGGUGUCUCACGCAAAAACAUUUUGUUUUCAUGUUUAUGGAUAUGGACAAUUUCCUCCUAGCUGUGAUGGUAUAUGACUGCUUUGUUGCUGUGUGCCACUCCUUACAUUAAACAGCAAAGAUGACCCAUCAGCUCUGUGUCCUGCUAGUGGCUGGAUUGUGGCUGGUUGCCGACCUGAAUGUCCUGCUGCACAUCCUGCUGAAGACUCGACUCUCAUUCUGUGCAGACAAUGCCAUUCCCCACUUCUGUGAUGUGACUCCCCUCCUGAAGCUCUCCUGCUUGGACAUGCACCUCAAUGAGAUGACGAUUCUCACUGAGGGUGCCCUGAUCAUGAUCACCUCAUUUCUCUGCAUCCUGGUUUCCUAUAUGUGUAUCACCUGUGCUGUCCUGAGGAUCCCAUCCCCAAGGGGAAGAUGGAGAGCAUUUUCCAACUGUGGCUCCCACCUGGCCAUGGUUUUCCUCGUCUAUGGCUCCAUCCCAUCUCUGUAUUUCAACCCUGCAUCUUCCCACUCAGCCAAGAAAGACACUGCAGCUAUGGUGUCAUACACAGCGGUAACUCCCAUGCUAAACCCUUUCAUCUACAACCGGAGGAACAGGGACUUGAAAGGGACUCUGAGAAAAGUGAUUGGCAGAAUUAUGUUUCUGUCUGAUGAGAGAAUCAAGAAUAAAUCUCACUCCCAGGCUAAUUUGUUUUUUUCCAAUUGA
Molecule: messenger RNA, 987 nt
Organism: Carlito syrichta (Philippine tarsier)
Lineage: Eukaryota; Metazoa; Chordata; Mammalia; Primates; Tarsiidae
Product: olfactory receptor 1F1-like
Biological process (GO): G protein-coupled receptor signaling pathway
Cellular component (GO): membrane
Molecular function (GO): G protein-coupled receptor activity; olfactory receptor activity
Source: RefSeq, a predicted model, not a curated record